Messenger RNA from Pleuronectes platessa (European plaice), 3880 nucleotides. It is a transcript of the gene srpk2, whose product is annotated as SRSF protein kinase 2. The transcript is spliced from 14 exons. Gene Ontology annotation, biological process: protein phosphorylation; spliceosomal complex assembly; regulation of mRNA processing. The record is from RefSeq and is a predicted model, not a curated record. NCBI's taxonomy places the organism in Eukaryota, Metazoa, Chordata, Actinopteri, Pleuronectiformes, Pleuronectidae. Bases 757 to 3036 code for a protein of 759 amino acids. Gene Ontology annotation, molecular function: protein kinase activity; ATP binding.
AGAGACAGACACACUGUGGACCGAGAGCCUGUGUUUUCAUUUCAUCAUCCAGUCCAGACCAGCAACACCAGAGAGGAAGGGGACGAAGGGAAGAGGAGGACAAAGAAGACCUCCAGUGACAGCAGGGAGAGUGAAAGAGGCAAGGUGAAGGAGGAGAAGGAAGGAAGGAAGGGAGGGAGGGAGGAAGGAGGCUGGGGCAUGAGGAGGGGUGCCUGACUGACAUUGCUGCUCUUCUUAAAAGCUCUCUCACACACACACACACACACACACACACAGACACACACUAAUGUAGGCAGACCCACACACAGCAGAUUGUACUCUGCUCAGUUAUUCCUCUUUUCUUAAAAUCCUUUGCGGAGCCUUGUCCUCCAUCCUCUGAGCAAGAGGACAAGAGAGACACAGAGAGAGGAGGAGGGAAAAGGACGAGGAGGAGGAGGGGAGGCAGUAACCCUCUCCUCUCCGUUUCUCAGAUACAGCAGAAAGGGAUAGGGAGAGGAAAGGAAAAGGAAAGAGGAGAAAAGCAGCUUUCUGUUCUAUUCCUGCCGUCUCCUGUGGUCCCUUGGCCAGCGAGCGGCUAACAGGCACCUCUCAUGUCCGUGAACUCGGAGAAAUCCUCGUCCCCUGAAAGGAGGGUACCAUCCGGUGAAGAUCGGGGAUUUGUUCAAUGGAAGGUACCAUGUGAUCAGGAAGCUGGGGUGGGGCCACUUCUCCACCGUAUGGCUGUGCUGGGACAUACAAGUGAAGAACUUUGUGGCGAUGAAGGUGGUGAAGAGCGCCCAGCAUUACACGGAGACGGCCCUGGACGAGAUCAAACUGCUGCGAUGUGUGAGAGAGAGCGACCCCGGCGACCCCAACAAAGACAUGGUUGUCCAGCUGAUAGAUGACUUCAAGAUCACUGGAAUCAAUGGCAUACAUGUGUGCAUGGUGUUUGAGGUACUGGGUCACCACCUGCUGAAGUGGAUUAUUAAAUCUAACUACCAAGGUCUGCCACUGGUGUGUGUCAAGAGCAUUAUCCAACAGGUCCUGCAGGGUUUGGACUACCUCCACACAAAGUGUAAAAUCAUCCACACGGACAUAAAGCCGGAGAACAUCCUGAUGUGCGUAGAUGAUGCAUUCGUUAGGCGCAUGGCCAUGGAGGCAACCGAGUGGCAGAAAGCCGGAGCCCCACCGCCGUCUGGAUCCGCAGUUAGCACAGCCCCUCAGCUCAAACCGGCGAGUAUAACAGAUGCGGGGAAGAUUUCCAAGAACAAGAAGAAGAAGCUGAAGAAGAAACAGAAGCGGCAGGCGGAGCUGCUGGAGAGGCGGAUGCUGGAGAUCGAAGCCCUGGAGAGAGAGGCAGAGAAAAAGGAAGAGAGCGUCAAAGAGGGGGAUGAUAAAGAGGCACCUGAGCACAACCGGCCUUCAUCUCUGCAGACAGCGGCGCUCGGCCCCAGCAUGGCCCCGGGAGAGAGCGACGAGGACGACGACGAUGAGGAGGAUGGGGAAGACGAGGAGGAGGAGGGAGGAGAGAGGGAGAGGCCCACCAGGUUGACGAAUCAUACAUGUGCAGCACCUCCUCAGGAGCAGGUCGAGGUACCCACCAUCACCGAAGACGACCCUGAUGAGGAGGCGGAAGAAGAGGAUGAGGAGCCCACGCCUGUCGCUGAAAAAGAGGCCCCCAUUCCUCCCCCCACUCCAGAGGAAGGUAGUGGAGAUGCAGCACCAGCAGAGGUAGAGGAAGAGGAGCAGGAACAAGAUGAGGAGGAAGAUGAUGAGGAGGAGGAGGGAUUGAAAGGGACAGAGGAUGAGAAUGAAGAAGAGGACGCACAGGCGGAAGAGAGGGUAGAGGAGGAGGAAGGCCAGGAGAAGGCGGAGGUGGAGAAAGAGACUGAAAAAGGGGAGAAUGAGAGAGAGGAGCCAAAGAGUGACAGCAAAACAGAGGAGGAGGCCGUGUUGGAAAAGGAGGAAUCGAAGGAGCAGGAUGGAGAGAAUGAGGAGGAGCAAGAGGAAGAAGAGGAUGAUGACGACGACGAGGAAGAUGAUGAUGAUGACGACACGACAGCUGACCUCCUUACGGACAACUCCCCCCCUAUCAAACCCCACAACAACAAAACCAACUCAGCCAAAACCAACGGUCACGUUUUGUUAGGGUCUGAGGUACUGAAACCAAACCCUGGCCCCCCUCCACCACCCUCGCCAACCCCCGAUCAUCUCCUCUGCCCCCUGGUGGAGUCUGAGCUGAGCUACACGGACAGGGAAAUCUCUCUCAGCUCUGGUUAUGAGAUGUACAACGGCGACCUGUGCGGACCGGGGCUAACCAACGGAUCCCGAGAGCCACAUCGGGGCGCGAGGCCCAUCUUUCCCGACUUGCCCCUGGAUCCUGAGCCAGGAAACCCUGUUAUGGUUGGGACAGCAGAGAUCGGAGCAGGACGGUCUCCCAACAGCCCGGCUGACCGCAGUCGCACUGUGUCGUCCUCGAGCACGGGGGACACACCCAAAGUCAGGGCAAGAGCUGCCGACCUCCUGAUCAACCCACUGGAUCCUCGCAACGCGGAAACUCUUCGCGUCAAGAUCGCUGAUCUUGGAAAUGCCUGCUGGGUGCAUAAACACUUUACCGAGGACAUCCAGACGAGACAGUACCGCUCUAUUGAAGUCCUGAUAGGAGCUGGUUACAGCACUCCUGCAGAUAUCUGGAGCACUGCCUGCAUGGCUUUUGAGCUGGCUACAGGAGAUUACCUUUUUGAGCCCCACUCUGGAGAGGACUACUCCCGUGAUGAGGACCACAUCGCUCUGAUCAUGGAGCUCCUUGGGAAGGUCCCACGCAAAGUGGUCGCUGCCGGGAAGUACAACCGAGAGUUUUUCUCCAAGAAAGGUGAGUUACGGCACAUCACCAAGCUCAAGCCGUGGUCCCUGUUCGACGUGCUCGUGGAGAAGUACGGCUGGUCGCACGAAGACGCCAGCCAGUUCACCCACUUCCUGAUGCCCAUGCUGGAGAUGGUGCCCGAGAAGAGGGCCUCGGCCGGCGAAUGCCUCAACCACCCCUGGCUCAACUCGUAGCUACGAACUCCGAUCGGACAUCCUCUUCCCCUCGUCCCUCCCCCGACAGUUAGCCCGAACAUCACCCCCUGUGGGCAGCCUGUGGUAUGGUACGGUAUGGCGAGAAGAUGGCGACAAGUCAGCGUAGAUGAGAAUGACUUCAUCUUUACUGCCCGAUCCUAGACGUGCACCCUCACUCGCUUAUCUGACGAGGCCUAACUCCUAGACAGCUCCCUCCAUCUUCUCCUGAAAGUAAUGUACAGACAAGCUUGUGGAGAUUAAAGGACAUAGUAACUGUGUCUUCCUAAACGUUUCCCCCAGAUCAUUAGAGGAUGGAUGCUGCUCACAGAAGAGAGUCAGGCUGUGUCUGAAAGAGAUGUGCUUUCUUCUUUUCCUCUGUCGUCAAGAUGUCAGCCAGUCCCUUUCAUCUGUCUCCUCAAUAUUCUCAGUUUAUCGUGUUUGGAUGCGGUCGGGGGGCCACUGACAGCUGCUGAUCUUUUCGAUGACACGACACAGAAAGUCAAUGAGAAGCCCUGUCGCAGUGUUGAUGGCACAGAGCUCCCUCUGCCAUGACCUUUACCCAGCCAGGGUCUCAAAGACAGACAAACGUGUGUCCUCUUUUAUGAGAGAAUGAGCGUAUGUGCCUGUGCUCAAGAUCUGCCUACAUUAAGACCCUUCCCCUCUUUCUAGUACAGUAGCCCCACCUUCCCUCCCUCACCCUGCCGUGGAAGAAACUCCCAUAUCGGACGAAAAGUUUACACCCCAUUUCUUCCGAGCAUACACUCCCAGAAAAGCCUCGUCUACCUGUUUGGGUGCCUACUUCCUCCCCCUUCCUAAAUGAGCUGCAUGCUCCUGCUGGGGACCA